GAGCAGAACAUCUACAACGUUGUCUUUCAUGAGCUGAUUCGACAGGUCAGUGUGGAGUGUAUGGAGAGAGGGGAGCUAUUAGCUAAACUCAGACAACGAUAUGUAUUGUUACUGGAUAAGAUCCCCCGCCAGGUACUAAGCCUGUAUAAUGACCUCUUGGCUCAGCGGGCUCUGGGACCGAAGUCUCACAGAAGAGAUCGUUUAUUUCAAGAACUCUAUUGGAGAACUGACCAGUGAGUUAUAUCAAGUAAGAGAGCAUGAUCUGCGCGUUAGCAAAGAAGCUAAACAAGCACAAGCAGAACUGGCUAAAGCAUUAAAGAGUGCAAAGAAGAAUGUCCAGCCUUUUGGAAGAGUAUCGUGAUUUGUAUGAAUUGCAGAGGAGUCGUUUGGAGAACCA
Staurois parvus is the source of this 397-nucleotide messenger RNA. The record is from the annotation of a GenBank genome assembly. NCBI's taxonomy places the organism in Eukaryota, Metazoa, Chordata, Amphibia, Anura, Ranidae.